GCCGUGACGUUGGAGCGUGCUGGCCUGGGAGCAGCCGAACUGUCGCCGGUGUGUGUCACGGGAGCGCGGACGACGUUGGCGGGCUGUGAGAUGACUGUUACCAACUUCGGCACGAUGCGCCCCUGCUUCGCUGGUUACCCGUUCCAAGGCCAGGGCCGCGUGAACCAGCUGGGCGGCGUGUUCAUCAACGGGCGGCCGCUGCCCAAUCACAUCCGUCUGAAGAUCGUCGAGAUGGCGGCGGCGGGCGUACGGCCGUGCGUCAUUUCGCGGCAGCUGCGCGUGUCGCACGGCUGCGUCUCCAAGAUCCUCAACCGCUACCAGGAGACCGGCUCCAUCCGGCCCGGCGUCAUCGGCGGCUCCAAGCCGCGCGUCGCCACCCCGGAGGUGGAGGCGCGCAUCGAGCACUACCGCCGCGAGAACCCCGGCAUCUUCAGCUGGGAGAUCCGCGACAGGCUGAUCAAGGACGGGCUGUGCGACCGCAGCACGGCGCCCUCGGUGAGCGCCAUCUCGCGGCUGCUCAGGGGCCGCGACGGACACGACGACGGCAAGCUGCCCGACGGCAAGACGAGCGACGGCAGCGACUGCGAGUCGGAGCCGGGCAUCCCGCUGAAGCGCAAGCAGCGCCGCAGCCGCACCACCUUCACGGCGCAGCAGCUGGACGAGCUGGAGAAGGCGUUCGAGCGCACGCAGUACCCCGACAUCUACACCAGGGAGGAGCUGGCGCAGCGCACCAAGCUCACCGAGGCCCGCAUUCAGGUGUGGUUCAGCAACCGGCGCGCGCGCCUGCGGAAGCAGCUGUCGAGCAGCGCGGCGGGGUACGCCCUGCCGGCCGGCUACCCCGCGCCGCAGUACCUGCUGCCCCCGGACUCCUUCGCCGCCUCCACCACCGCGCCGCCUCCAGGCCUCAGAGUAGGAAGAACAGGAUAG
Schistocerca piceifrons (Central American locust) is the source of this 927-nucleotide messenger RNA. RefSeq names its product protein gooseberry-neuro-like. The transcript has 6 exons. Gene Ontology annotation, biological process: regulation of transcription by RNA polymerase II; anatomical structure development. Gene Ontology annotation, molecular function: DNA-binding transcription factor activity, RNA polymerase II-specific; RNA polymerase II cis-regulatory region sequence-specific DNA binding. NCBI's taxonomy places the organism in Eukaryota, Metazoa, Arthropoda, Insecta, Orthoptera, Acrididae. The record is from RefSeq and is a predicted model, not a curated record. The coding region runs from base 91 to 927 and encodes 278 amino acids.